Molecule: messenger RNA, 729 nt
Organism: Acanthoscelides obtectus
Lineage: Eukaryota; Metazoa; Arthropoda; Insecta; Coleoptera; Chrysomelidae
Source: the annotation of a GenBank genome assembly
CUUCGUGAAAGGAUCUACCUUACCGACUUGACAAGUUGACAUCUUACCAAAGAUUAACCUAACAUUUCUUGUUUACCGCUUCGGUUGUCCAUUUUCCACUCAUUGAAUUUAUUUUUUAACUAAGUAAGCUAACACAUCUUAUAAAAAUGGCUACUGCGAUGCCAAUAAACCCAAAACCAUUCCUAAACAGUCUUACAGGCAAGGCUGUGAUGGUAAAACUAAAGUGGGGCCAUGAGUAUAAAGGCUACCUUGUAUCCGUAGACGGUUAUAUGAAUCUACAAUUGGCGAAUACAGAAGAAUUUAUCGAUGGUAGCUGUACAGGAAACUUGGGUGAAGUGCUGAUCAGAUGCAACAAUGUUCUCUUCAUCCGCGGUGCCGAGGAAGAUGACGAGGAAGGGGAAACUAGAGACUAACAGUGAAUUAAUGAUUUCUGAGAUUUGUUUGUUAAUUUUAAGUCAGUAAUUUAGGUGGUAUGGACAAAGUGUGACGAGUGUACUUCUCAAGUAAAUGAUUGUAUAUGAUGCUUUGCUGUCUCUUCCCGUAUCUAUGAUGCCUUCUAUCCAGCCUCAUGAUUAUUUUGCUAAAUAUCUUUCAGUUCACAAAAAUUUCAAAUUAUUUUCAAUGAGCUUAUGUAGGAAAAUGUUGAUUUUGUAUUAUUUGGAUGGUCAGUUAUACCAAUAAAACUCGAGCAAUUGUACUUGGUUAAAUAUUGAUGGUAUGCCUCUUAAA